GGCGGACCGUCUUUGUUUUGGUCCUUCGGGAGUGCAUUCGCGCGCGUCGACCGAACGUGGAAGGGCCUUUUCGCGGCUUGGGGAACUUUAUAAUGACACGCCAGGACAGGCAUGGCGGUAGCACGUGUCGUUGUCGUUGUUCCAUUUUCUCGCCACGGGGAUGCGAAGUCGUGGACGGUCCUUCUGCUACUGUCAUUCCUGUGCUGCGCAUCCGGAGCCGCAUAAAUGUCGUCCGCACGAGGCCGAGCGCUCCACCGAGAUCGCGUGUGGAGGUCCCCAACAAGCAUGUCUGCGCGAUUGAACGCAGUGGCAAGAAGCGUGACGUCGCGCUUGACGAAAGCCAAGCCCAGGGGAAAGGUCGGCGGCAUGUCCCAAAGGCGAAGAGGCUUCGUUUGGAUGAUGUGUCAGCAAGCAUGCCGCGUCGUGGGGCGCGAGGUUGGGCGCAGGCCGUGGAAGAGGACAACGACGAUUAUUUCACGACGGAGGACGAUCAAGGCGAGGCGAUGGCGUCUGCAGGUGUUGUCCCUCCCGUUCCGGCGGCGAGAGAAGAGGCUGCAGUUUCGGCGAUGGCUAGAGAGGAGGGUCGUGGACAGAACACAAACCAACGGGAUGGAGGCGAGGCCGCUUCAGGCCGGGCACGCAGGGGAGUCAUGACGAAAGAGCUUAUCGACCGUGCUCUGCUUUGGGUGGAUCACAAAGCUUUCUGGUUGACGGGUGAAGGACGCAGACUUUACAACAUCGUCCACGAAACCAAAGAGUACUUCGUCGCCAUCGCCAGCGGGCUUCCGCCACUUGACCUUCCACGGAGCGUUGUCGUCCCCAAAUCCAGCACGACGGUGGCGAGGAUCGCAGACCAAUCACAGCUCCAGCAAACGAUCUCCCGUGCGGCGGCGGUGGAGAAUAUAGCUCUGCGCAUCUUGCACGGCUGGGUUUUCAAGUCCGGGAACCACCCAAGGGGGUACCACCUUGCUUUACAGUACUCGUUGGAGUCCGUAGCGACGGACAUUGCGCAAGGUGGUACGGCGAGGAGUGGUGCAACGUCACCUGAGGACGACGACAUGGCUGCGCACCAGGAGUCCACCGUCAUCAGCAUUACGCAUUCAUUCCGCGCGGCGGUGCAAAUGAGCGCUCACAUCGAUGACAAUUUCAUCUCCUACGACCGUCUAUGUUGGGUGGCUGACUGGUUCAGGCUGUUGCUGGCGGCGUCCAUGUGGAUUGUGCGCAUGGCGGGAGACGAUCUGCGCAGUUAUUACGAAGCAUUUUACUUCGUGAAUCUCGUUGCCAGACCGACACUAGUCGCCUCCAUGCACCGCUCCUUCGAUCAUCGACGAUCCGUCGUCCGCGCUGCGAACGUCGUCAAGGAGAGGCUUGGGAAGGCGAAAGCCACGCUCGGAGUGUACCCCGACUACAUCCCUGAUUGGGCACCAUGCGGCAUCGGAUUUGCUCACGAUGCGAGCAUCAAGGGGCCAGAGGAUGCGAAGAGGCUGGAUUGGUUGGGUUCGGGCCCCCCCGAUGAUGACAUCAAAGGCGAAGGAAAAAACGACGCAUAAGGCGGGCCGUUUUGCGGGGGAAGAGCGGGGAGACUGCGCUUCUAACAAUGAAGGCGCAUGUACGCG
Messenger RNA from Chara braunii, 1616 nucleotides. NCBI's taxonomy places the organism in Eukaryota, Viridiplantae, Streptophyta, Charophyceae, Charales, Characeae. The record is from the annotation of a GenBank genome assembly.